AUAUUUGCACAAACCUACAUGGAUCAUACGUUACGGAGCUUGUCAGUUCUGUUGACAUCUCAAAUCACAGUGGUAUUCAAAGGGAGGCAAAAUGCACGGCCUAUGAGUGUGGGCUAUUUUCCACAUUUUGCUUCUCUCUUGCCCCUCCAACCAUUACCAUAAUAUGGAAAAAAAUUAUAAAGGACGAAAAUGAUUCAUAAAUUCAUUCAAAUAACACCACAUCCUUUACGAAAAUACAAAACUCCCUGCAAGAAACCGUUACAUCCACUAUCAUUUGGAAUGACCGUGUAGCAUUGCCUGUGUGCCACCAAUGGUGACGUUGUCUGCUUUUCUUGCCCUUCGCAUCCGACGUGGAAUCAAAACGGGACGCAUGGCGAGAGAGAAAAAAAAGAACACAAACCACAGCCAAGAUUGUUGAAACGCGUACAUUCGCCUCUCAUUGCGUCUUUGAAUUCUGCUUGCGCUACACCACCGCGUUACUGAAAACAUCUCAAACCCCGUAAAAGAGUCAACAAAAAAUGGAUCAAUUGACGAAAUUCUACGAACCCGGCCGCUCGUUCGCCAAGGACUCGAUCCGACUGAUCAAGCGCUGCACCAAGCCGGACCGCCGGGAGUUCCAGAAGAUUGCCAUCGCCACCGCUAUCGGAUUCUGCAUCAUGGGAUUCAUCGGUUUCUUCGUGAAACUGAUACACAUCCCGAUCAAUAACAUCAUCGUCGGAUCAUAAGCAGUGCGUGCGUGUCCGUGUGUGUGUGUGUGUGCCUGUGGCCGUUUCCUUUUUUCCCCUGUCUACGCAUCAUUUCUUCUGUCCAGGCGAGCAAAUCGGUGGCAUCGGUCCCCUCGCCUAAGAUCACAUCCCACUUCAUCGACUGAGAACCCAACCCGUUUCCAUUUUCUGUGUGUCCCACUCUCCCCCUCUUCCCCGUUGCUCUCCGAUACGAUUCCCAGCGAGCUGUCCCCACGAUACUUCACACUCAUCGAAGCCAACUGGUUCCAUCGUGGCACCUACUCGGGCAGCUGAGGAGGGCAGCCAAGGGGAGCUUCCCCGCUGCGUGCUAUUACGGACGGUCCGGGGGAGUUCACGGAACCGUUCUCCCUUGACCCCCCGUGCUCGCUGCAAUAUGAUAGUGUAAUAAUUCUGUUUUCGUGCGUUAUUAGAAGUAAUCAAACAAUUGCGACCCGCUGCGCCCAUUCAGUAGCAUGCGUCGCGUGAAUAUUUUGUGAAAACAAAUAAAUAAUUUAUUGUUUCACUGAAA
Molecule: messenger RNA, 1254 nt
Organism: Anopheles gambiae (African malaria mosquito)
Lineage: Eukaryota; Metazoa; Arthropoda; Insecta; Diptera; Culicidae
Product: protein transport protein Sec61 subunit gamma
Exons: 2
Coding region: 519-725 (68 amino acids)
Biological process (GO): post-translational protein targeting to membrane, translocation; protein targeting
Cellular component (GO): Ssh1 translocon complex; membrane
Molecular function (GO): transmembrane protein transporter activity
Source: RefSeq, a predicted model, not a curated record